CAGCGUUUACUUACUUAUAAAUGAACAAAGUAGGUACCUAUAUUCAGUUAUUCGCGGUGAUCAAUAAGUGUAAGUUACAUAGCAAUGAAAGAAAAUGAAUAAUACCAAGGGUGUUUUUUGUAGCAGCGCUGUGCUGAUUUUAACAACUUUCACCUCAUAUUUCACAAUUUCAUACUCUUCACCUGCUCCAUUGGUUGGAUCCAAAGACCUGAUAUUAAAUAAUACCGACGGUUCUUGUCUCAAACCGCCUUCAACACCAGACAAAUCCAUCACAUACAAAUGCAAUGGAGAGUAUUCGGAAUAUUGUACGGCUGGCAGAAUUGUUCCUGAAUAUACUGUAGUCAACAUUUCGUGUAACCCUGGAUAUUUUUCAUUGAAUGGUGACAGCAAUGAAACCGUAUCAGUUUGCAUCGAUAAAAAAUGGAUUCCUGCGCAUCUUAGAUGUCACAAAAUGUGUGACAGAUUAUACUCCAAUUAUAUGAAUGUCCAUCUCGAGUGCUUUCAUGGAAAUAAAUCUAUUCCAUGUGGAGAGAAUUCCUUGAUACCUGGCGCCAGAGUUCGCUCCUCUUGCAAAUUGGCCCAUAAAUAUGAAAAUUACAAGAGCACCUAUCGAGAAAUCAACUGUGGAGAAGAUGGGAAAUGGGAUGCUGCACUGAUUCCUUGCAUUCCAGGUUGCGAGAAACCCCCAGGAAGCCAUUUUGAGGCACCAUGGCACGUUACGUUCUUGAAAAAUUACGGUGAAACAGUUCAUACAUGUUCUGGCACCAUCAUAAGUCCUCGGCUGAUUCUAACACUGGAAUUCUGCGUACAUCUUCAAAUGUCGACCUCGAAGGAAUUCAAAGAGGAUGUUAAUGGAACGCAAUAUUCACUUAUAGUGACCAGAUUUCCCAAGUACCAACGAUUGUAUGAGAUAGCCGAAUUUCGAUAUUUCAACCGAGCCAAAUACACGUAUAAUUUUAGCCGCGUGCAAACGCCUAUGAUCAUAGUUCUCAAAGAAGAAUUGGAAUUCAAUUCGUUUGUUUCACCAGCUAAUAUUCAAUGGGAAAAUCCUAGUAGACUGGAUAUGUGGAAUGGAACCGUGCAGGUAUCCACAAUGAUGGAUAAUUCAUUGAAAAAAGAGUCCAGUGAUGCUUACGCCGAUACAUUUCUUGGAAGACCAGUCUCCUAUAGUAUCAAUUUCUUAAGCCACAUUGCGUGUAAAGAAAGAUGGACGUAUCCAUAUUUGGCCUUUUUUUGGGCAACCGUUUUAGGAGGUAACACUACACUAGACGACAAAUCUUUUUUAUUGGAUGCGAAUCUAACGUGUCUGGAGUAUGAGAAUGAUAUAACGUAUGGUGUUGGAAGUGGCGUUAUAGUUGAAGAAAAUAACUGCUAUUUUAUGCGAGGAAUCAUGGGUGUUGCAUUGGACCUACCAAAAUUUAUUCAAAAAACCGAUAAAAUUCCAUGGAAGAACCCGCCGUUUAAACAAUCUCUGGACUGUGAUAAAGAAAUCCCUCCAGAAUUAUCCCAGUUUGGGCAAAACGCGAAAUUUUUGUGCGACGUGAUUAGUCGUUUGCAAAAAUUACAGAAAACAACUGGAAAUAGACCCGAGAUACCGCGGAAUUUUGGUGCAUCGAUUGAUAUAGCUGACUACAUAGACUGGAUUAAGAAGGUGCGCGAUGAAACUGAGAACCAAUAAUUCAGUAGGUAAUAAAUACUGUUAAUGAGGAGGCUUCCAACUCAGAAUGUGCCAUUUUAGUAUUUGAUAAGAUUUUAUUAAUUAUCAUUAUCCACUAGGUAUAUGCAACUUAAAUGAAUUCAUUAAUCCACUUUGUUUUAUAAUAAAGGAGUAUUGAAAGCAAAA
This is a messenger RNA of Planococcus citri (citrus mealybug), 1843 nucleotides long. RefSeq lists its product as uncharacterized. The record is from RefSeq and is a predicted model, not a curated record. NCBI's taxonomy places the organism in Eukaryota, Metazoa, Arthropoda, Insecta, Hemiptera, Pseudococcidae. The transcript is spliced from 8 exons. The coding region runs from base 95 to 1678 and encodes 527 amino acids.